AUGUUUUAUAACGAAAUAUCCAUGCUUUUGGUUACUAAUAGACCUAUUAUUUUAUCACAGAAAUUUUUCUUCAGAAUUCCUAUUCUUAAACUCAUUUCCAUCAUGGGAGGCUCAUGUUUUGUCUUCCUGUUUGUCUACAUCAUUCUUUACCUUCUUCUUCCACGAAAAUCCGGCUCUCCUCCUAUUGGAAUCCGAAAUCUUUUCUCAUUAACUCGGUGGAAACUUCUUUUCUCCGGUCGUCAGAAGAUUUCACACGACCCCAGUGAUUCCUUCAUCCAAGCAGAGCACCUUACUAAGCACUUCAACAGGAUCCACCGAAUCUGCGCAUUGGAUGACGUCUCAUUCAGUGUCAGCAGCGGCGAAGUUGUUGUCUUCAUCGGUCCUUACUCAUCAGGAAAGAGCACUCUUCUUAACAUCAUCUCCGGUUGCAUCGACAGCGAUGGCGGUUCUCUGUUCCUUCACGGCCAACGCCACACAUUUGGAUUCAGGGAAUUGGACGUCAGCGUCGGUGUCUGCUUCCAGGAUUCCGUUUUCUUCGGGAAACAGACCGUUUUCGAGAACUUGCGUCUGUUUGGAAGUAUCCGCGGUGUUCCUAAGGAGGAGAUCAAGUCAGAGAUCGACCGUAUCUGCUGCAACUUCGACCUCACAAACUACCUUUACUCUAAGGCAGACAACCUUUCCGGUGGCACAAAGAGGAAACUUUGUCUUGCGAUGGCAUUCAUCGGAAACCCAGAAAUCGUCAUCCUGGACGAGCCUACAGCCGGCGUCGACGUUUCAUCGAGACACACAGUGUGGAAGGCCAUCUCUACAUCUAACACGACUUGUCUGCUUUCUUCCCACAUGAUCGAAGAGGCAGAGACAAUCUCAAACAGACUGAUCGUUCUGAACGACGGAAAAAUCAUCUUCGACGGUCAGCCACUUAAACUGCGAACUCAGUACAACUGCGGUUACAGACUCACAGCGAUCUUCGAUGGCGAAAAUGAGGACGACACAAAGAUCAACAAACUGGCGGAGUUCGUCAAAGGAUGGUUCCCUAACGCUUCUGUCGAUGACAUCCACGAAGACACAGUCCUCAUUCCUGUCGACGACAAAGUUGCAGAACUUCUCUCAGUUUUGAACACUAAACUCGAGGAGUUCUCUAUCAAGUCUUACAACUUGAACAUGAUGAACGUUGAAGAUACUUUGUACAACAUGUAUGUAGACCAAAUACAAUAA
This is a messenger RNA of Trichomonas vaginalis G3, 1215 nucleotides long. RefSeq names its product ATPase activity, coupled to transmembrane movement of substances. The transcript has a single exon. The coding region runs from base 1 to 1215 and encodes 404 amino acids. Lineage: Eukaryota; Parabasalia; Trichomonadida; Trichomonadidae. Gene Ontology annotation, molecular function: ATP hydrolysis activity; ATP binding. The record is from RefSeq and is a predicted model, not a curated record.